Molecule: messenger RNA, 2082 nt
Organism: Megalops cyprinoides (Indo-Pacific tarpon)
Lineage: Eukaryota; Metazoa; Chordata; Actinopteri; Elopiformes; Megalopidae
Product: ganglioside-induced differentiation-associated protein 1-like 1
Exons: 6
Coding region: 280-1380 (366 amino acids)
Source: RefSeq, a predicted model, not a curated record
UGUUCGUCUGAACGCUUGCUUUUGCAUGGAUGUGACGUUGGGCUUUUUACGUUUGUAUUUUAUUAUACGGCGAACGUCAGUUCCGUAGAACCUGGAUUGAGUCUAGCUGGGGCUGGAUCGUCAGGGAUGCUGCGGUACUGAAAUCGAUGAUGCUCUGUUCGUGGUGCUGAAAUCUCUUGCCCUCUCUUUCUUUCCUCCCGUCCCACCCACCCAUCCUCUCUUCCUCUCCCUCUCUCUCUCUCUCUUCCUUCCUUCUCUCACACGCACAAACCCUCUGUCAUGGCGUCUUCCAACAAUGUUACCCCCACCAACUGUAGCUGGUGGCCCAUAUCAGCCAUGGAUGAAGACGGCAAAGUCGCAGACGACGAGGAGAGCCAAGACCCCACCACGGAUUCCAAACCCUUCUCGAAAGACAGGCUCGUGCUGUAUCACUGGACGCAGUCAUUUAGCUCCCAAAAGGUCCGGCUGGUCAUCAAUGAGAAGGGCUUGCUGUGCGAUGAGAGGGAUGUGAGUCUGCCAAUGACGGAGCAUAAGGAGCCGUGGUUCAUGAGGCUGAAUCUGGGCGAGGAGGUGCCCGUCCUCAUCCACGGAGACACCAUUGUCAGUGAUUACAACCAGAUCAUCGAGUACCUCGAGACUAACUUUGUGGGAGAGACGGUGGCCCAGCUGAUCCCUGAUGUCGGGACGCCCCUCCAUGAGCGUGUGCUCCAGUACCGGGAGCUGCUGGACGGCCUGCCCAUGGAUGCCUACACCCACGGCUGCAUCCUGCACCCUGAGCUCACCACUGACUCCAUGAUCCCAAAGUACGCCACCGCUGAAAUACGUAGACACCUGGCCAAUGCGGCAUCAGAGCUGAUGAAGCUGGAUCAUGAGGAGCCUCAGCUGACGGAGCCUUACCUAUCGAAACAGAAGAAGCUCAUGGCCAAGAUCCUGGACCAUGACAAUGUGAACUACUUGAAGAAAAUCCUUGGGGAACUAGCCAUGGUACUAGAUCAGGUAGAAGCUGAGCUGGAAAAAAGGAAAUUGGAAUAUCAAGGCCAGAAGUGCGAGCUGUGGCUUUGUGGACCUGAGUUUACCCUAGCUGACGUUUGUCUAGGAGCCACGUUGCACCGGCUCAAAUUCCUGGGACUCUCCAAGAAAUACUGGGAAGACGGGAGCCGGCCCAACCUGCGGUCCUUUUUUGAGCGCGUGCAGAAACGCUACGCCUUCCGCAAGGUCCUAGGAGAUAUCCACACCACCCUCCUGUCGGCAGUCCUACCCAACGCUUUCCGGAUGGUGAAAAAAAAGCCUCCAUCCUUCUUUGGGGCGUCUUUCCUCAUGGGCUCCCUGGGCGGGAUGGGGUACUUCGCCUACUGGUAUUUAAAAAAGAAAUACAUGUAGUGACGGCCCUCCUGUUGUGUUCAGUGUCUGUGUAUGUGUGUGAUGUUUCAACCUUUUCUGUAAAACAAUGUUUUACGACAGCAGCAGCAUACAACGUAAAGUGACAUAUAAAGACACUAUUACUUACCUGGGCAAACAAAGUAAAAUAAGAACAUUCCGUAGCAAGGAAUUUGUCACAGCGCUUCUUUUUCUGGUGAAUUAAUGCCUUCAUUUGUUCAACUGCUGGCUCACUUUCAGGUUUACUUUUUACUCACUGGUUUCUUGGUUCACCUUCAGCCCAUUUUUGGAGGAAAUUGUUAGGCAACUCGUUCUGUAGUCGGUGAUGCAAUCACCUUUUUUUUUAAAAAAAAAAAAGUCACAAAAGCAGCUUUUUGCUGUUCAUGAUACGUUUUUGACAUGUGCUGAAAACAUUACUGUAGUCCCUUUCUCCUACGCUUUAUGUUUUAGGCAUUCACCUCUCGCUCACUCCUCCAGCCCCACUCGACUGUCUCAUAGAAACCAGGGGAUUAAUGUAAGGCUGUGACUUUAUAACACUUCUCUGGCUGCCAGAUAGUACUGCCAGACACAACUAAGACUAGUGAUGUAUAGACUGACACACUCGUACAAGACCUCCAUCAAGACCACUGCAUGUGUGAUGUAACAGUGUGACACAAAUCCACACAGUAUCCAUUAGUAGAAUGUAAUACAAAUUAAAAAAAAAAA